AUGACGUUCGGCUCCAUCGAUCACCCUAGACCAGAACCUCAUCAGGCGAUUUUUCGCUGCCAAUACCCCGAAAAGGUGAUCUGCCCCGGUGAUGGAGCCCAUUUGUAUGCGAUCGAAGGAGACGAGGUGUACUUGAUCGUCCAGUCGACAGGCGGUACUGCGGCUGCUCGCUAUCGGCAUUAUAGGAUCUGGUGCAAGAAUUUUCGGCGGUCUACGCCGUGGGAGCGCAUUUUCGAAUUUGUGGCUGGAGAAGCUCACCUUCCGGUGUUUAACUACAAACUCGGCAGAACGUUUUUGCUUGUAAAUACGAUCGAGGGUAAAUGGGAGUUGUUGAGCGUAGGGCGAGAAGGAGAUCUGAAGAAAUGGGAGUUGCUGAAUUCAGAAAUGCUGAACAUUUCAAAGGAUAGAUUCGGAAUUAGCCACUGUACCCCGAAGGACGAGCCGCGUUUUUAUGUGUUUACCCAUGAUGCAGAAAAAGGGUACCCAUCUCAUCUAUGGGAAUUGGUCCCGGUGACUCGCGGCAAAUGUCGGCUAAUCCUCGCUACUUAUCAACCCAAGCUAAGAUCCGGACUUCUAGAUGCGGUGGUGAUUGGUGGUGGCAUAAAAUGGCUUUUAAUUCCGCAUAGAAGUCCCGCCGUUUAUGUUGGUAAUUUGAAAGACGGACGCUUCCGAGUUUACCAUGUCGCUGACACACGCGAAUUUCAGUUACCGCUAGAAUAUCUCCAAGAAGCAAAGAUGGAGAUCUACUCCGUCGGUGAUCUCAUCUUCGGAUGUCUUCGCAUCGGUAAUGAGCUCCAUAUCUACCGACUAUAUUUCAACACCCUCUUCCGGACCAUUAAUUUAAGAAAGGUAGCCGAAACCACUGGAUGGAUGCUUCAUGCACAAAUUCGCCCCGCUCCGCCGUUCUGCGCCAAUCGGGAAUACUUGGCUAUUGAUGGGGGACAUGAAGUUACGAUUUUUACAAUGGUGUUGAAGCCAAAUCCCGGUUCUUGGAUUCGAAGAGCCAUCCGUAGGAUCCGUGCAAAUUUGAUCAAGUGGUUCCUGCCCUUCAAGCGAGACCGUGCCGAAUGUUGUGGAAAA
Molecule: messenger RNA, 1080 nt
Organism: Mesorhabditis spiculigera
Lineage: Eukaryota; Metazoa; Nematoda; Chromadorea; Rhabditida; Rhabditidae
Source: the annotation of a GenBank genome assembly